AUGAAGGGAAAGGAGAAGAAGGCACCUCUGGGUGCUAUGCCUAGCUACAGUGGUACUGGGAAAACGACUUUAUGGAAGAAUAAGAAGAAAUAUAUGCAAGCAGCCAUCGGAACGAGUGCGAUUUCAGGAUUCUUCUCGCGCGCUAAACAGUUGGCCUCCGAAUUUAAAGCGCCCACGCCAGAUUUGGCUAGUGGCAGUGGAUCUGCUUUGGCGCCCAUCGAUGUCGACACCGAUUCUGAUCCAGAAAUCAUUUCGGUCGAUGCAGCGCCGAGCACGAGCUCAAUCGAGCCGGACACAAGCCAUCCAGGCCCCGAAACGGUCGUUACGGCACCUAUGUCUGUGCCAGACUGUCAGUCCCAGGCUGUCAUCGAAGAAUUGCCUGCACCCAGCGCCGAGCCUGCGCCUCUUCCAGUCGAAGAACCGUCUUCAGCCGAGACUAUUGCAGUCCGGGAGUUGCUCGACAUAUCGAUGGAGUGGGAGCCAGCCCCAGCGCGACCGCCCUUGAGGGUAAUCUUGAUGAAGCUGAUUGCGGCUGCGAAAAAACACGGCGCUUAUUCCUCGCUUAUCAAGCUCAACAGUGUCAAAGAUUAUCUCAGCCUCGUUUACACCUACGAAAUGAACCCGCGCAUUAAGAAUCCUCGCACAAAAGCGAGUCUGGCAAUUGCAGCGAGGAUUGGGAAGGGGCCGGCCUUUGCACGUAAAAUCCGCGAACUUGCCAUUUACAUCGAUCGGUUCCACACCCUCCCACCACGUAACCGAGGCAAGCACCAUGCCCACCCAUCACUGUUGAACGAUGAACGAGUUUUUCAUGCGGUACGAAGAUAUUUGAGCGUUACGGCUGCAGGAGAGAUUACCCCACGCGAACUUGCCAACCAAGUAAACCAUGUCAUUAUCCCUGGCAUUGGUUUCGACCUUGAUGGAAAGACCAUUUCGGAACGUGGAGCUAUCCGUUGGUUGAUUAAGUUGGGUUACACCCUCUCAAACGUCAAGAAAGGCGUCUAUAUUGAUGGCCACGAGCGCCCAGAUGUGGUCAAGUCACGGAAAACCUUGCUUGACAGGCUUGCUGAAGAUGAACAUUUACGAUACACUUUUGACGACAAGACCCUUGAACCCAUACCACCAAAGCUCGGCCCUGGCGAGAAAUGUCACAUCCCUGUUUUUCAGGAUGAAAGUAUUUUUCGCACCAACGAUCUCCGUCAACGGGUUUGGGUAAAGACCAAGGGGCUCAAUGGCAACGCGCCAGCCCUGCCGCUCCGUAAAAAGGGUGCUGGGCGUUCCCAAAUGGUCUCGGAUUUUAUUGUCGAGCUAACUGGACAUUUAAAGCUCACCAAUGAGCUUAUUGAAGCUCAACGUCCCUUACCUGAAGGCCAACACAUCCCCGAACAAGCACGGGAGAUUAUUUACCCAGGGAAGAAUGCAGAUGGAUGGUGGGAUGCGAAACAGUUGAUUAAACAGGCCAUCCCGAUCUUCGAGGCACUUUUCCCAAAUGCCGUGGGCGAGUUCUUCUUUGAUCAGUCAACAGCCCAUGCCGCCCUUGCUCCAGAUGCACUCCGCGCUCACGAUAUGAAUGUCAAACCAGGGGGAAAGCAACCGAAAAUGCACGACACCAUUAUUCCCCACAGUAAUCCCAAUCCGGCACUCCGCGGUAUCGUACAGUCAAUGGUAUUUGACGAAGAUUUACCCCCAUCACAUCCAGACUAUGAACAUCGUGGGAAACCAAAGGGAAUGCGGCGGGUUUUGGAAGAGCGAGGGCUUUGGGACAUUUUGACAGAGAAAAACGGUGGUAAGGAGAUUCCCGGUACUUGCCAGACUUGCAAACUCUCGCAGAAAGAGCGCGAGAAGCGCGAAAAGGAAGCUGCAGAGGUUAUGGCAGGUCUGGACGAGCCCGAGGAAGCCGAUUCUGAUGACAUCGAGCUCAGUUCUGGUGUUGAACUGACAGGGGCAACAUGCUGCAUGCGGAAAGUCCUGUCGGAACAGGAGGACUUUCUCAAUGAAAAGCCGUUGCUCCAGGUCAUCAUCGAGAGAGCCGGUCACAAGUGUUAUUUCCUUCCCAAGUUCCACUGUGAACUGAAUCCGAUCGAGAUGCAGUGGGGUUGGGUCAAAGGCCGUUAUCGUGCACUGGCAGAUGGCAGCUGGCAACGCGCUAAAGAGCUCGUUCCCGCGCUCUUGGAUUCUAUCGAAAUUAAGACCAUUCGGGCGUUCUUCCGCAAGACCUGGAGGUACAUGGAUGCUUACCGACAAGGACUUAAUGCUGCUCAAGCCGAGUACGCUGUUAAGAAAUACAAAUCCCAUCGUAAGAUUGGGAAAAAGAUCUAUAAGAACGUCAAUAUGCUGUUCAAUUAA
Coprinopsis cinerea okayama7#130 is the source of this 2343-nucleotide messenger RNA. RefSeq lists its product as hypothetical. Lineage: Eukaryota; Fungi; Basidiomycota; Agaricomycetes; Agaricales; Psathyrellaceae. Gene Ontology annotation, molecular function: nucleic acid binding. The record is from RefSeq and is a predicted model, not a curated record. The transcript has 7 exons. The coding region runs from base 1 to 2343 and encodes 780 amino acids.